Molecule: messenger RNA, 2310 nt
Organism: Antrostomus carolinensis (chuck-will's-widow)
Lineage: Eukaryota; Metazoa; Chordata; Aves; Caprimulgiformes; Caprimulgidae
Gene: EXOC7
Product: exocyst complex component 7
Exons: 21
Biological process (GO): exocytosis
Cellular component (GO): exocyst
Molecular function (GO): phosphatidylinositol-4,5-bisphosphate binding
Source: RefSeq, a predicted model, not a curated record
UGUUCAGAAUUGAAGACUAUUUUUUCAUCCUGCUGGCAGGAAGAAGAAACUCUGUCCUUUAUCAAAGAGAGCCUUGACAAGAGCGAGCAGCUUACAAAGAACAUGGUCUCUAUCCUCUCCUCCUUUGAAAGUCGUUUGAUGAAGCUGGAGAAUUCAAUCAUCCCUGUCCAUAAACAGACAGAGAACCUGCAGCGCUUGCAGGAGAAUGUGGAGAAGACUUUGUCCUGCUUGGAUCAUGUCAUCAGUUACUACCAUGUGGCUAAGGACACAGAGAAGAUCAUAAAGGAAGGCCCCACUGGGAGACUGGAGGAAUACUUGAAUUGCAUGGACAAAAUCCAGAAGGCAGUAGAAUACUUCCAGGACAACAAUCCAGACAGCCCAGAGCUGAACCGGGUGAAAUCCCUUUUUGAGAGGGGCAAAGAGUCCCUGGAGUCAGAGUUCCGCAGCUUGAUGACACGACACACCAAGCCAGUCCCACCCAUCCUCAUCCUGGACCUGAUCAGUGCGGAUGAUGAAAUGGAGACGCAGGAGGAGAUGUCUCUGGAGCACCUCCCAGAGAGUGUCCUGCAUGAUAUCAUCCGCAUUUCUGGCUGGCUGGUGGAAAACGGCAGGAAUCAAGAUUUCAUGACUGUUUACUUCCAAAUCCGCUCUGUCCAGCUCGACCGCUCUAUCAAGGGGCUGAAAGACCAUUUCCGUAAGAACAGUUCCUCCACUGGGGUGCCCUAUUCCCCUGCCAUUCAGAACAAAAGGAAGGACACCCCCACCAAAAAGCCAAUCAAGAGACCGGUCCUCAUCCCAGGCACGAUCCGUAAGGCUCAGAACCUUCUGAAACAGUACUCUCAGCAUGGUCUAGAUGGGAAAAAGGGGGCCUCUAACCUCAUUCCUCUGGAAGGUCAUGAGCAUGAUUUACGAGUUAAACACCUUUCCGAUACCCUGAGCGACAAGCAUGGGCCAGCUGCUGGGAGGGACGACGUCUUUGACAUCGAGAUUGACGCGUACAUUCACUGCGUUAGUGCCUUUGUCAAACUGGCCCAGAGCGAAUACCAGCUCCUGACAGAAAUCGUCCCAGAGCACCACCAGAAGAAGACCUUCGAUUCUCUCAUCCAGGAAUCAUUAGAUAACCUGAUCAUGGAGGGGGAUAACAUUGUCUCAGCUGCCCGGAAAGCCAUCAUCCGACACGACUAUUCGGCUGUACUCACAAUCUUCCCCAUCCUUAAGCAUCUUAAGCAGAUGAAGCCAGAAUUUGAUCAGGUCUUGCAGGGAACUGCAGCAGGCACUAAGAACAAACUGCCAGGGCUGAUCACUUCCAUGGAGACCACUGGUGCGAAGGCACUGGAAGAGUUUGCAGACAACAUUAAGAAUGAUCCGGACAAGGAAUAUAACAUGCCAAAAGAUGGGACAGUUCAUGAACUCACCAGCAAUGCCAUCCUUUUCCUACAGCAAUUGUUGGAUUUCCAGGAGACAGCAGGUGCUAUGCUGGCAUCACAAGUUCUUGGGGACACAUACAAUAUUCCUUUAGAUCCCAGAGGUAAGCAGACUUACCCACAAGUACCUGUUCAUGUUGCCUUGGAUUCUGGUGAUCUGCUGAGCACCUACAUCUGCAAAGUACUGGGCAACUUGCAGCUUAACCUUCUAAGUAAAUCCAAGGUUUAUGAAGACUCAGCUUUGAGUGCCAUUUUUCUGCACAAUAACUACAACUACAUUCUGAAAUCUCUGGAAAAGUCUGAGCUGAUCCAGUUGGUAGCUGUAACACAGAAGACAGCCGAGAGGUCUUACCGGGAGCUCAUUGAACAGCAGAUCCAGACCUACCAGCGCAGCUGGUUGAAGGUGACAGAGUACAUCUCGGAGAGAAACCUGCCUGUUUUUCAACCCGGAGUGAAGCUCAAGGAUAAGGAGAGGCAGAUGAUAAAGGAGCGCUUUAAGGGAUUUAAUGACGGGCUGGAGGAGCUAUGUAAGAUCCAGAAGGCCUGGGCAAUCCCAGACGUGGAGCAACGGGACAAAAUCCGCUGGGCACAGAAAAACAUUGUGAAAGAGACCUAUGGUGCCUUCUUGAACAGAUAUGGCAAUGUGCCCUUCACCAAGAACCCUGAGAAGUACAUCAAAUACCAGGUCGACCAGGUGGGGGAGAUGAUCGAGAAGCUGUUUGACACAUCAGCAUAAAUCUCCAGCUGUUGUGUACUCUCCAGCUGCCAAGUACAAGUCAGCACUCCCUCAGCAACCUUUGGGGUUCCCUUCCCUUCUCCCCUGCCCCAUUGUGGUGGGCAGGGUGUUAUACUUGUAUUUCAGAUUUAUAAACCUGUGGAAACACUA